AUGAAACGUGCUGAGUCCCCUGAGGGCUACUGGGCUGGCGCGCUGUACAAAGAGGAGGCACACAUCUUCAAAAGCAUCAUGACUUGUGGUAAUGGAUUCCAGGGACGCCUGUUCAGCUGCGCCUCGGCCUGCGGGCCCCGGCCAGGCCGCUGCUGCAUCACUGCCGCCCCCUACCGCGGCAUCUCCUGCUACCGCGGCCUCACAGGAGGAUUCGGAAGCCACAGCGUGCGCUUCCUGGAGCAGCAGAACAAGCUGCUGGAGACCAAGUUGCAGUUCUACCAGAACCGCGAGUGCUGCCAGAGCAACCUGGAGCCGCUGUUUGAGGGCUACAUUGAGACUCUGAGGCGGGAGGCCGAGUGUGUGGAGGCUGAUGGUGGCAGGCUGUCUGCUGAGCUCAACCGUGUGCAGGAGGUGCUGGAGGGCUACAAGAAGAAGUAUGAAGAAGAAGUUGCGCUUCGGGCCACAGCAGAGAAUGAGUUUGUAGCUCUGAAGAAGGACGUGGACUGCGCCUACCUGCGCAAGUCAGACCUGGAAGCCAACUCGGAGGCGCUGCUGCAGGAGAUUGACUUCUUGAGGCGACUGUAUGAGGAGCUUUGGCUACCGCUCCGGAGGCGUGUGCGGCCCCAGCCCGCCCUGCAUCACCAGCGGUCCAUCAACGAGAGCCUCCUCACGCCCCUCAACCUGGAGAUCGACCCCAACGUGCAGUGCGUCAAGCACGAGGAGGAGCAGAUCAGAGGCUGCCUUUAUCGACAAGAACUUGGGGAGCUUGUCUGGAGGUUCCAGCAGGACAGCACAGCUACUCGUAUAUCCUUGGCCAAGGAACGGUCCUCCUCUGAUCGUCCUCUUCAGCUGAGCAUGCAGCUCCAGGAGGGAGCUGGGAGCGUAUGCUUCCUGGAACAGCAGAACAAGCUGCUGGAGACCAAGAUGCGGUUCUGCCAGCACAAGUGCCACAAGAGCAACCUGGAACCACUAUUUGAGGGCUACAUCCAAAUGGUUAUGCGGGGGCUAAGGAGGACCACGAUGACCCAGUCUGAGCAGCAGGGUGAGGCGACCCUCAACGACACCUACUGCAAGCUGGCAGGGCUGGAGGAGGCCCUGCAGAAGGCCUAGCAGGACGUGGCCUGCCUGCUCAAGGAGUACCAGGAGGUGAUGAACUCCAAGCUGGGCCUAGACAUCGAGAUUACCACUUAUGAGAACCUGCUGGAGGGCGAGGAGCAGAGGUUGUGUGAGGGUAUCGGUCCUGUGCCUAUAAGUGUCAGCAGGUGACCCAGCAGGGUCAUGUUCAGGGACUCGUGCAUGCUGGGCUCUCAGCCCAUGACAGGCAACGUCUACAGUGCCCCAUGCAGCAGGUGGAACGUGACAGGGAGCACCUGCCCAUGUGUGCCCCAUGGCCAGAGCUGCAGCAGCUACUGCUCCAUACACAUCACAUAG
This is a messenger RNA of Octodon degus (degu), 1431 nucleotides long. Its product is annotated as keratin, type II cuticular Hb3. Gene Ontology annotation, biological process: intermediate filament organization; keratinization. The record is from RefSeq and is a predicted model, not a curated record. Gene Ontology annotation, cellular component: keratin filament. Lineage: Eukaryota; Metazoa; Chordata; Mammalia; Rodentia; Octodontidae. The transcript has 11 exons. Gene Ontology annotation, molecular function: structural constituent of skin epidermis.